Osmia lignaria (orchard mason bee) is the source of this 1885-nucleotide messenger RNA. RefSeq names its product PRKR-interacting protein 1 homolog. The record is from RefSeq and is a predicted model, not a curated record. Gene Ontology annotation, biological process: negative regulation of protein kinase activity. Gene Ontology annotation, cellular component: nucleolus. Gene Ontology annotation, molecular function: double-stranded RNA binding; protein kinase binding; protein kinase inhibitor activity. Lineage: Eukaryota; Metazoa; Arthropoda; Insecta; Hymenoptera; Megachilidae.
AUUUACAUUUCGCUUUUGUUAUUGUGUCUAUAACCUCACAUUAUAGCAAUAUUAGGAGAAACUUAUAAAAUUGUUAAGAUAUUACCGGUAUUAAGAUUAUUCUUUGUAUAGUAAUAAAACAUCAUGCCGAAAACUAAAGAAAAAGAAGAAGAGAAGCCUGUUGUUGCAAAAACAGCAGUUGAUUUGCAACGAUUAAAACUCCAAAAACUGAUGAAAAAUCCAGAGAAAGCUGUUAUAAUACCUGAAAGACCUAAAAUUAAAAGCACACCAACUGUACCAGAAUUUGUUCGCAAUGUAAUGGGUAGUAGUGCAGGUGCAGGUAGUGGAGAAUUCCAUGUAUAUAGACAUUUGAGACGUAAAGAAUAUGCGCGACAAAAAUUUAUUCAAGAAAAGGGACAGAAGGAACUGUUAGAUGAAGAAUAUCACAGAAAAUUAGAAGAAAAUAAAAAAAUAGCUGAGGAAAUAACAGCAAAAAAAAGAGCAAAGAGAUUAAAAAAGAAGCAAAGGUGGAAACAAAAGAAACAAAUGAAAGUUGGAAAUACUGGACUUCAUAAUAUAAAUGAAAACAGUAGUUCAGAAGAAGAAAGCUCAGGUGAACAAGAAAUAAAAGACAACAAUGAUAAUUCAUGUGAAUAUAUAUCUAAUAGUGAAACUAGUGAUAAGGACAAUAAACCUGAAGAUGACACAACUAUAAAAUCUUCAUUAACUAAUUUAAAAGAAGAUGUCGAUAAGGCUAGUACAAGUGAAGGUAAAUUAGAUUCACAAAGUAAGUGUAGCGAAGAAAGUAACUCUGACACUGUUCAUGAUAGUGAAACAUCAAAUAAAAUUGUAGAUUCGGCUGUAAAUGCAUUUAAAAAUGAAGAUACUAAUACAGAAAAGAAAAGUUCAACUGAGGCAGUUUCUUAACACUAAUAAAGAUACAAAUAUAUUUUUAAGUGUAAUAUGUAUUCAGAUAUUGUUAAUGUUUGGAAUAAUACAAACAAAAAAUCAGUUUUACAAAAGCGACGAAAAAAAAAUUUAAAAGGUAAAUAAAUCGAAAUAAAAAUAUAAAUUUUAUUCAAAAAUUUGUAUAACUUGAUUGUGAAUGAUCUCAUUUCUUUCUACUUGUAUUUACAUUUAAAUAAUUGUAAUGCAUCUAGGAUCUGAGAUAUAAAUCAAUAUACAAUCAAUAUACAAUUUGUUUUAUUUUAGCAGACAUUGCACUGCUAUGUUGAAAUAGUAACAUCUAAAUUAUCAUAUCGUUUAGUUUUUUCAAAAAUACUUGCUAAUGUUUGGGCAAUUUUUUGCUCCUUUGUUGUUGGAGCACUUUUUACAUAUUUUUCUAAUUGAGAUUGCGCUUUUAUUAAAUCCCCUACUUUUUCAGGUACAAUAGUUUCCUAAAAUAAAAAGUUAUUAAUAUAUUAAAAAAUAUAUCAAGCAUUAUUAAUAAAAUAUUGUACCUGAAAUUGUUUCAUGUAAUUAGAAAUAUCGUGUACAUAUUCGCCUAUCUCGGUCCAAAGAUUUAGUAAGUCUUGCACUUCGGUACAAGCAGCUACGUGACUAAGCGUAAGGCACAGCUAAACAAUAUUUAUCUAAUAAAUAUAUAAUUAUGUAAGUUUGUAUGUAACAUUAAUUUUAAUUACUUGUUGUAUGAGAGCGUCGCGAUGGGGGUACUCAAUAUAACUUGGUACAUGUUGAGAAUUUUCGAAUGCUAAAGUAAUAUUCUUCCACAAAGUUACGGUAUAUUUACCGUAAGAAUUACAAGAAUAUAGUGCCCAUGCUGCGUUAGUUCGAACUUUGAAAUUCGGGCUAUCACAUAUUAAGUUGCAUAACACAGGAAAUACUUGGUCCUACUAAAACAAUUACAUUGUAUGAAAAAUAAAUAAAAUAAUCAUUUUAUUAAUUA